Molecule: messenger RNA, 417 nt
Organism: Paracoccidioides lutzii Pb01
Exons: 1
Coding region: 1-417 (138 amino acids)
Source: RefSeq, a predicted model, not a curated record
AUGGGGAACGCUCUCUACCUUGUCACUUACGAUCGCGGCACUUACCUGAACACCAGCAUACCCAAACCGUACCACUGGUCCUUCUUCGUCCAAAAGGAAAUCAAGGGCAAAGUAAGGCAGGGAAUUGCUUAUCAGCUGCGGGGAAUACCAGGAGCCUUUCAUUAUGACGGACCAGAAGAAGUUGAUCUAGGGCAUUCGGGCUCUCUGAAGGAGGAGCUUCUGAUUGGGGAAGGACCUGAGGAUAAAUUUGAGAUGAUCCACCAAAGGCUGAAGGAGUGCAAAAUAGACUCAGUUGAAUCGUCCAGCUGGAAUUGCCCGGAUUGGGCGCUUGAAGGGUUUGAGAAACUGAAGACUGAAGGAUUUGUAUAUGAUAUAUACACAGUCGAGACAGUUAGAGCUUGGCUCAGGGAGAAAUAG